Silurus meridionalis is the source of this 3055-nucleotide messenger RNA. RefSeq names its product RTF1 homolog, Paf1/RNA polymerase II complex component (gene rtf1). Gene Ontology annotation, molecular function: RNA polymerase II C-terminal domain phosphoserine binding; DNA binding. The record is from RefSeq and is a predicted model, not a curated record. Gene Ontology annotation, cellular component: Cdc73/Paf1 complex. The transcript is spliced from 18 exons. NCBI's taxonomy places the organism in Eukaryota, Metazoa, Chordata, Actinopteri, Siluriformes, Siluridae. The coding region runs from base 90 to 2132 and encodes 680 amino acids.
GCAGCGGACCUCUCUAGCGCCGCCGUUUCCGAUCGUGUCCAAUAAGCACGAAGGCAGACGCCGCGGGUAGCUUAGCAUCCAAGCUAACCAUGGUGAACGUAAAGAAACGGAAAGGUCGGGUCGUUAUUGAUUCCGAUUCAGAGGACAGCGCAAGUGAUGACAAUUUGGAUCAGGAGUUGCUGAGUUUGGCCAAGAGGAAGCGUGUGGACUCUGAAGAACCGGAGGAGCCUGUCGGCAAACCCGCAGCCUCUACAGACUCCGAGACGUCCGACAGCGAUGAUGAGUGGACUGUUGGAGGCACCAAAGCCAAGAAAAAGGCAAAGCCUGGUAAAGGGGCAGACAAGAAGAACCCUACAAAGAAGAAAGUGAGCAAGGCUGCUUCCUCAGGGAGCUCGGAUGGAGACAGCUCCGCAGAGAGCUCUGCCCCAGAGGAGGGCGAAGUAUCCGACUCCGAGAGCAACAGUUCCUCUUCGAGCUCGGAUUCAGACUCGUCCUCGGAGGAUGAAGUGUUCCGUGACGGGUACGGAGACGAUCUGAUGGGAGACGAGGAGGACCGGGCAAGGCUGGAGCAGAUGACUGAGAAAGAGAGAGAGCAAGAGCUUUUCAACCGUAUUGAGAAGAGAGAGGUGCUAAAACGCAGGUUUGAAAUCAAACAGAAACUAAAGACCGAAAAGAAGAAAGUCAAAGAGGAAAAGAAAAAGAAGAAGCAAGAAGAAGAGCAGGAGAAGAAAAAGCAUUCUCAGGUUACAGACACUCAGGUGGUGAUGUCCCAUAAUAAAGAGAGGAGGUCAAAAAGAGACGAAAAGCUGGAUAAGAAGUCACAGGCCAUGGAGGAGCUGAAAGCCGAGCGAGAGAAGAAGAAGAACAGAACAGCAGAGCUCCUGACCAAGCGGCAGCCGCUGAAGGCCAGCGACGUGUACUCCGACGACGAAGAGGAGGAAGAGGAAGACGACGAUAAGUCCUCAGUAAAGAGCGACCGCAGCUCAAGGUUGUCGUCCUCCGAUGAAGAAGAGGAGAAAGAGGCGACGCCACCUAAGUCUCAGCCGGUGUCAUUGCCCGAGGAACUGAACCGCAUCCGUCUGUCACGUCACAAACUGGAGCGUUGGUGUCACAUGCCCUUCUUCGCUAAAACGGUCACCGGGUGCUACGUACGCAUCGGCAUUGGCAACUGCAGCAGUAAACCAGUCUACCGGGUGGCUGAGAUUGUAGACGUGGUAGAAACAGCAAAGGUCUACCAACUCGGCUCGACGCGAACAAACAAAGGGCUGCAGUUACGACACGGCAACGACACCCGAGUGUUCCGGCUCGAGUUUGUGUCCAAUCAGGAAUUCACAGAGAGCGAGUUCAUGAAAUGGAAGGAAGCGAUGCACGUUGCAGGAAUGCAGAUUCCUACCCUGGAUGAAAUCGCUAAAAAAGAGCAGUCCAUCAAAGAAGCUGUGAACUACAAAUUCAACGACAAAGACAUUGAGGAUAUAGUGAAGGAGAAGGACCGGUUCCGAAAGGCACCGCCGAACUACGCCAUGAAGAAAACGCAACUCCUCAAAGAAAAGGCAAUGGCAGAGGACACCGGCGAUGGCGAUAAGGUGAAGCUGUUGCAGGAUCAGCUGAACGAGUUGGAGGAAAGAGCUGAAGCAUUAGACAGACAGAGAACUAAAAACAUCUCUGCCAUCAGUUACAUCAACCAGAGGAAUCGUAGCUGGAACAUCGUGGAGUCUGAGAAAGCAUUAGUGGCUGAAGGUCAGAACUCCAAAAACCAGCAGAUGGACCCUUUUACCAGAAGGCAGUGCAAACCCACUAUGGUGUCCAAUGCCAGAGACCCUUCUGUCCACGCUGCUAUUCUCGCCCACCUUAAUCAGAAAUACGGUUCGGGCUCCGGACAGGACAACUCGCAGCAGGUCAACAAACAGCAGGGUACGUUGAACCCAAGAGACAAAGAUGUCACAAAACCUAACAGCGACCUCUCGGAGGACCUGUUUAAAGUCCAUGACUUUGAUGUCAAAAUUGACCUGCAGGUCCCCAGUGCUGAGACAAAGUCUUUGUCAGUAAGCUCCAACUCGCUGCCGGUGAAAGACGGAGCCCCUCGACGCUCCCUGAACCUGGAGGACUACAAAAAGAGACGAGGCCUCAUCUGAAGCUUCCAGCUUCCCCCAUCAAACCCCUGCAUGUGUUGGUGGACUGCACCAGGGAGCCCAAGGCUUUCUCUCUCUCUCUCUCUCUCUCUCUCUCUCUCUCUCUCUCUCUCUCUCUCUCAAUCUCAAUCCUUGUCCCCUGUGUGUGUGUAUAUCAGGCAGGUAGAGAGAAUGAGAGUUUUAGAUUAAAUGAGAUCUUGUACACAUGUAAACCUGUGUGUGUGUGUGUGUGAGUGAGUGAAUGAGCGAGUGUGCAUGACUAGAGCAAGACAUCCAUCCGACAUGAGACUUCAAACUACUUGCGCAGUUUGUGUGCGCAAGUCUUCUGGGGGGAAAAAAAGAAAUUAAAUAUGUAAAUCCUGUGAAAUGUGGCGGCUUUUUGUUUUGUUUUUCACUCAUAGCCGUACUUUAUAGGAGAGAAAUUGUCCACUGGUUAAUUUAUACACAAUUACCUGAUGUUCUGUAUCUCUACUAUUAUACUUUUUUGUUGUUGUUAAAUCUCUCCUCCAACACAUGACAAUGCUAUUUAAAUGUAGAACAUGAAUACUUGGGGGAUUUUUAUAAACUGUAUUUGUUCCCCCUGAAGCUUUUUAAUCCGUGUGCUUGUUUGCGUCAUGUGUGUCAGGCACACUUUUUGGAUUCAACCCUGGUGUCUUAUUGAGAAGAAUAAUAAGAGACUAUUAAUGACGUCACUCCUGUACUGGACAAAAUCACUUCAGUUGUACGUAAUACUUUUUAUUACAUUGUUUUUGUUCCCCCUACCCCUCUUGUACUUUGGCGAUCUUUGUUCCAGAUCGAUUAUGUGACUAUUAUUGGUUUUUCAAUGAUGUCUUCUGGUCAGUUCUCGUAUUCAUGUGGCAUGCUUUGUAAAUAAGAUUUGGCCAUUUCAGAUGAGUGCGGCAACAAUAAAGAAGCACUGUUUCGUA